Molecule: messenger RNA, 1005 nt
Organism: Sphenostylis stenocarpa
Lineage: Eukaryota; Viridiplantae; Streptophyta; Magnoliopsida; Fabales; Fabaceae
Source: the annotation of a GenBank genome assembly
AUGUCAAGUGGAGCAACGCACUGGUGUUAUGCAUGCAGACAGCCAAUUGUGCUUGAUGGGAGAGACGCUCUUUGCCCUUACUGCGAUGGAGGAUUUAUACAAGAACUUGAUGAGUUGCGAGGAGCUGCACCCCAGCAUACGUAUUCAUCUCAGUCAGGAGAGUUUCAUCAAAUGCCUGACCUUUUCGAUGCUAUACAUGCUUUUAUGGGGCAGAGAGGGUCUGACCAGAGAUUCGGGCUUAUGGAUGCUGUUGAUAAUUUCAUGAGGCAUAGAAUGGCUGGAAGAAACUCAAACUUUGAUGUUAGAGGGAGGUCUGGUUCUUUCCCAGCUCCUGAACAAAGUUGGGGUGUUUUUAGUUCUGGUCCUUAUUUAAUAUUUCAUGGUCAAGUUCCUGGAUUCACCUUGGCUACUGGGAGCCCAAGAGGAGGUCCUAGGCGUGUUGAUUUUGGUGAUUACUUUAUGGGUCCUGGACUGGAAGAACUUAUCGAGCAACUCACCAUGAAUGACCGGCGCGGUCCACCCCCAGCGGCUCGAUCUUCCAUUGAUGCAAUGCCUACUAUUAGGAUAACACAGGCACAUCUUCGCUUAGAUUCACACUGCCCAGUUUGUAAAGAGAAAUUUGAACUGGGCACUGAAGCCAGAGAGAUGCCAUGCAACCAUAUUUACCAUUCUGACUGUAUUGUUCCUUGGUUGGUUCAGCAUAACUCAUGUCCUGUUUGCCGUGUUGAGUUGCCACCUCAAGGACAGGUUGUUUCCCGCGGUACUCGAAGUUGGGGAGGAAGGAAUGCCAGCACCAGCAGCAGUGGUGGCGAUGAUAGCUCCAGAGGCAGGGAGAACAACAACCCUCAGAACCAGGGAAGGAGAAAUCCAUUUUCAUUUUUGUGGCCAUUCCGCUCAUCUAGCUCAAACAAUAAUCAUUAUUCUGAGACUGGGGGAAGCAGCUCUUCAACCACUCCUGACCAGAAUAACGGAACAAGUUAUAGUGGUUGGCCUUUUGAUCACUAA